AUGUGGAAAUUGGUGUGUGUGACAUUGGCGAUAACAACAGUGUUGGCGAGGCCAGAACCACCCGUCAACUCCUAUUUACCACCGUCCAGUAGUUAUGGAGCACCCGGAGCAGGUGGUGGUUCGGGUGGCUCUCCUUUGGCACCUUCAGAUUCAUAUGGAGCACCAGGUUUAGGUGGAGGAGCUGGGGGUUCUGGUCAAGCUCCAUCAUCUUCGUAUGGAGCUCCAGGUUUGGGUGGUGGAAAUGGUGGAGCACCUUCCUCGUCAUACGGAGCUCCCGGCUUAGGGGGUGGAUCAAAUGGUAAUGGCGGUGCUGGUAGACCUUCUACAAGUUAUGGUGCUCCCGGUUUAGGUGGUGGCAAUGGUGGUUCUAAUGGCAAUGGAUUUGGUACUCCUUCUUCAAGUUAUGGAGCUCCAGGCGGCGGUAAUGGUGGUGGACGCCCCUCUUCUUCGUAUGGUGCACCAGGAGCAGGUGGUGGUUCAAAUGGCAACGGUGGCGGAAGACCUUCAUCUAGUUAUGGGGCUCCUGGUGCUGGUGGUUCAAAUGGUAAUGGAAACGGUGGUGGAAGACCUUCGUCAACUUAUGGAGCUCCUGGUGCUGGAGGUUCCAAUGGUAACGGUAAUGGUGGUGGCAGACCUUCAGCGACUUAUGGUGCUCCAGGUGCUGGUGGCUCCAAUGGUAACGGUAAUGGUGGCGGUAGACCCUCAUCGACUUAUGGCGCUCCUGGUGCUGGUGGUUCCAACGGUAACGGUAAUGGUGGCGGCAGACCUUCGUCAACUUAUGGAGCUCCUGGUUCUGGUGGUUCUAAUGGUAAUGGCAACGGUGGUGGCAGACCAUCCGACAGCUACGGCCCUCCUGCUUCGGGUAAUGGAGGACGCAAUGGUGGUGGUGCUGGUAGUGGUGGUCAACCUAAUCAAGAAUAUUUGCCACCCAAUCAAGGAAAUGGUCGCAAUGGAGGUGGUGGCGGCGGUAGCAACGGUGGCGAUGAUAAUGGUUAUGAUUACUCUCAGAAUGGAGGUGGACAAGGUGGCGGCAGCGGUGGUGACGAUGGAAGCAAUAUCGUUGAAUAUGAAGCUGAUCAAGAAGGUUAUCGUCCUCAAAUUCGUUAUGAAGGUGAAGCUAAUGAAGGUGGUCAGGGAAGUGGUUCCGGUGGUCAAGGUGGAGCUGAUGGAUAUGAUUAUGAACAGAAUGGUGGUGGUGCUGGAAGUGGUAAUGGCGGCGGUGGUCAAGAUUUGGGUGCCGAUGGUUAUUCAAGCGGGCGUCCUGGCGGCAACGGCAAUGGAGGUGGCUAUUCGAAUGGUGGUGGCGGUCAAGGAGGUGGACAAGAUCUAGGCUCAAAUGGUUAUUCAAGCGGUGCUCCAAAUGGCAAUGGUAGACGCAAUGGUGGUAAUGGCCAAAAUAAUAAUGGCCAGGGCUACAGUAGUGGCCGCCCCAAUGGAAACGGCAAUGGUGGUGGACGUAACGGUGGCAAUGGAGGCGGUGGCUAUCGUAAUGGCAAUGGUGGUUCAAAUGGCGGUUCCAAUGGUGGCAGUAACGGUUAUAACUACGAACAACAAGGCUCCAAUGGUUUUGGACGAUUAAGAAGAUUUAAGACAAUGCUGAAAUUACUGUGUGCGGCAUUUGUGAUAACAGCAGUUCUGGCCAGGCCAGAACCACCAGUUAAUUCAUAUCUACCACCAUCUAGUAGCUAUGGAGCACCUGGCUCCGGAGCAUCAUCGGGACCUUCAUCAUCGUAUGGAGCACCAGGAUUAGGUGGUAAUGGUGGUGGUGGUGGCGGUUCAGGUAGACCUUCAUCCUCGUAUGGUGCACCUGGAUUUGGUGGAGGUUCAAAUGGUAGUGGUGGUGGCGGUGGAAGACCUUCGUCCUCAUAUGGUGCUCCUGGUUUUGGAAGUGGUUCUAAUGGCAAUGGUGGUGGUGGCGGUGGAAGACCUUCUUCAUCGUAUGGUGCUCCUGGCUUCGGAAGUGGCUCUAACGGCAAUGGUGGUGGCGGUGGAAGACCUUCAUCUUCAUAUGGUGCUCCUGGCUUUGGAAGUGGCUCUAACGGCAAUGGAGGUGGCGGUGCUGGUAGACCUUCCUCCUCAUAUGGUGCUCCUGGUGCCGGUGGAAAUGGUGGUUCUGGUAGACCCUCAUCGACAUAUGGUGCUCCUGGUGCCGGUGGUAAUGGUGGUUUUGGUACUCCAUCAUCCAGUUAUGGAGCCCCAGGUUCCGGUUCGGGUGGCGGUAGUCCUUCAUCUACUUAUGGUGCUCCUGGAUUCGGUAAUGGAGGUAGCGGUGGUGGCGGUGGUAAUGAUGGCUAUGACUAUUCACAAGGUGGUGCUGGAGGUGGUUCCGGUGGCGGUUACAACGAUGACGGUAACAAUGAACCAGCUAAAUACGAGUUUAGCUAUCAAGUUGAAGAUGCUCCUAGUGGCUUAUCGUUUGGUCAUUCAGAAAUGCGCGAUGGUGAUUUGGCAACUGGCCAAUAUAAUGUCCUAUUGCCUGAUGGAAGAAAGCAAAUUGUUGAAUACGAAGCUGAUCAAGGCGGUUAUCGUCCACAAAUUCGUUAUGAAGGCGAAGCUGGUCAAGGUGGUGGUUUAGGAGGCGGUGCCGGUGGUGCCAAUGGUGGCUAUGACUAUGAACAAAAUGGUGCUGGUGGUGCAGGAGGCUCAGGCUACAGCAAUGGUCAAAAUUUGGGAGCUAACGGUUAUUCCAGUGGUCGUCCAGGCGGCAAUGGUAAUGGUGGAUAUUCCAAUGGUGGCGGUCGUUCAGGUGGAAACAACGGCAGACCAAAUGGCCAAAGUUUGGGUGGAAAUGGCUAUAGCAAUGGCAGGCCCGGUGGUCAAGAUUUGGGUUCAAAUGGUUACUCCAGCGGCAGACCAAAUGGUCAAGGAGGUCGCAAUGGAGGUGGUGGCCAAUUUAACAAUGGGCAAGGUUAUAGCAGUGGUCGCCCCAAUGGCAAUGGUAAUGGAGGUGGUCGCAAUGGUGGUUCUAAUGGUUAUAGCAAUGGUAAUGGUGGUCGUAAUGGCGGCGGCGGCUCCAAUGGUGGCUACAACUAUGAACAACAAGGCUCCAAUGGUUUUGGAGCCGGUGGUCGUAAUGGUGAUAACGAUGGCAGUGGUUAUCGCUACUAAACCCCAUGAC
This is a messenger RNA of Musca vetustissima, 3118 nucleotides long. It is a transcript of the gene resilin, whose product is annotated as pro-resilin. Gene Ontology annotation, biological process: positive regulation of transcription by RNA polymerase II. Lineage: Eukaryota; Metazoa; Arthropoda; Insecta; Diptera; Muscidae. The transcript is spliced from 6 exons. Gene Ontology annotation, molecular function: transcription coactivator activity. The record is from RefSeq and is a predicted model, not a curated record. Gene Ontology annotation, cellular component: RNA polymerase II transcription regulator complex. Bases 1 to 3108 code for a protein of 1035 amino acids.